AUGAUUACUCCAAAAUCUGUUUAAAGCUAAACUUUAGAGCUACCUUUGAUCGAGGCUAAAAAUUUAGAGAAAUAACGUCGUAUAAUCUUGAACCCCUAAUAAGAUUCUUUAAGGUACUGGGUAUUGUUAAUCACUUGCUACUCAAAGUUUGCUAAUUACUACACUAAUGAAAAUCCAGCCAGCAUUAAAUAAGAAGUGCUUUAUCAUUUCAAGAUAAACAAUUUGGAAUUUGGAAUGUUUUUCUCUAUUGCUAAUACUGCCAAUAUAGUUCUUGCUUUGAUAACAGGCAUUUGCUUUGACAAAGUUAAGAUAAGAAAUGCUAACAUGUUUUGUGGAAACUUCAGGAGAGGCUUUGAGUAUAGUAAGCAUGAUGAUAAUCAAUCACUGGUUUUCAAGCAAAGAACUUGGAUUCGCUUGUUCGGGUUGGGUUAUGUUUUGUAUUUAUUAGCAUAGAGAAAAAGAUUGAACGAUAAAAUUUAGAGAAUAGCUAUAUAAAUGACUCCAAUAUAAACGCUAAUGGGCUAUGUGGCUAUUGUAUCUGUUACCUUAGGUCCUUUAUUAGGAUUCAUUUCUGACAAAAUAGACAAAAGGAUGGCAACUUUGAUUUUCGCAAACUCAUUGGCUUUGUUUGUUCACAUACUCUUUGUCACUUUACCAAAUUCCUAUUAGCCUUAUACGAUUAUUAUACCCAUUACUCUUUUUGAGCUUGCGAUUGGAAUCUUUAUCUCUAAUCUUUAGGCUGCAAUGAAUGAAGUAUCACCACCUAAAAUGAUUGGCUUGUGUUUUGGACUAUUAAACUCUCUUUAAAACCUAAGUUUGGCUGUUGCUUAAAUAAUUGUUGGAAAAAUUCUCGACUAAAAUUCAGAAAACCUUACAAAAGGAUUCAUUAAUAAAUUAUUAGCUUAAGGAUAAAAUAAUCCUAGGCUAGAAAUGAUCAGAGAUAAUUAAAUAACCAAUGAUUUGAAAAAUAACUGA
Messenger RNA from Stylonychia lemnae, 975 nucleotides. The record is from the annotation of a GenBank genome assembly. NCBI's taxonomy places the organism in Eukaryota, Ciliophora, Spirotrichea, Sporadotrichida, Oxytrichidae.